Molecule: messenger RNA, 989 nt
Organism: Pseudo-nitzschia multistriata
Lineage: Eukaryota; Bacillariophyta; Bacillariophyceae; Bacillariales; Bacillariaceae
Source: the annotation of a GenBank genome assembly
CACAACACAGUACAAGAAAGCACAGAAUAAGACCGGAUCGUAACAAUAUUGCUUGCAAACGCCAUCACCAAAAUUCCUUCACACAAAUCACAGCACCUGCAAAUCACACAAACAAUGCAACUCGAAAAAGCCGAAGCCAUCGCAAAGACAACAAUGAAGCGUCAUCUGAUUCCACAAUGCCAAAGGCUAGGUGACAAUCAGUACAUGAAUAACAAAUUCGCAAUUCUCGGGCAAUGCCAGCCUUUGGUAAAUGAAAGGAAUGGCCGAGAGAAUGCCAAGCGGCAAAAGCUGAGCAAGUCGCACAACGAAGAGUCUUUACAUCCGACAGUAACACCUCUUCCCACCAAGCCCGAUAACGAGCAUCGAAUGGUGGCACUCCUUUCAUCCGCCAUGCUUGUUUUUUCAAACGAACAAGAAGAGGAAGGCCGACCAAAAGAAGAUGCACAAGAUGAGGAGCAAUCGGACGGUACCACUUCCCAAUCCUCCUAUGAUUCAUUGACGCAAGAUCAGGACAAGAAAACAGGUGCGAGACCCGCCGCAAGCACAGCGCCUCUUGCUAUCACGAGCUCCACAAGAAAAAAGCGCAGCGUCAGCUUUAACGAAAACGACAUUUACAAGUCCUACCAAAUGAAACCCAUCUCCCCGUCCACGAACAACUGCGAUAUUAUAUCUUACGAAGACAUUGCAACCAAUGGUAGUCUUGAUAGGCAUCAUGGCCAUUACCUUCCACCUGCACCAAGAUUGCCGACACCCACCGAAAUUUUUCCUUUGAUUGCCCCUCUUUCAAAUCAGAGCAUCAACAAGAACGAUUGCAGUUCAUACAUGACGACUCGAAUAUACGGGGCAAAGUAAUUUCAUGACCGCAAAUGGGGGAGCAGGGGAAAGACGCAUUAGCUGCCAUAGAACUCGAAGAACCUUCAAUCAUACUACCCAUCAUUACGCUUGCUAGAACUUAAAGGACAACCUAAAAAUUAAUACUUUUAAUAGUA